GCUCUUUUCUUUCUUUUCUCCCAGUUAGAGUCGGACUUGGGCGUUCUCUAUUUCUUAUUUUUCUCGGUGUUUUUAAUUUUCUUACAGUCCUUUCCUCUUCACCAAACCCUAACCCUACCGUCUGAAACUCAUCUGAAUCUAACGCAAUAAUCGUCUCUCCGGUUGUUGUUCAUCGCAGUCUUCUCUUCUCUUUUAACUUUUGCUUUGUUGUGAUUGGAGAAUUAGUUUUCUGUGUAAUUUUUCCCCAUUUUGUCGACUCUGGAGACAGGAAAUUCUUUCACGUUUUCGUCUUUGAUAGCGAUGAAAAGAGUUGUUGUUGCAGAAGAGAGACUAUAAUGAUCGGAUUCUUCGUGUUCCGUUCUGAUUGCAUGGGGUUUGAGCGAUGCCGGAGCUUCGCCGUGGAGUCCGCCGAGGCCGCGCCGCUGUAGCUCUACAACAGCAGCAGCCGCAGCAGCAGCAGCAGAAGGAGAAGGACCAGAAGAAGAAGCCGAAACAGCAGAAUCGGAAGCGGAAUUGCGUGAAAACAGGUAACGCGGUUGCAGGACAAGUCCCGGGGGCGAGAGAGGGGCCUUGGACUAGAUUGGCAGCGAGAAGAUUGAAGCAAGAGGACGAGGUGAUUGUUAAGGAGGAGGAGGUGAUUGUUAGGGAGGAUCAGGUGGUUCUGAUUUCGGAGAGGGACAGCGACGAUAAAAAAAAGGGUCAAAAGGUAGAAAAAGAAGAGAAAGGUAUCGGAAUGGGUGAUGAUAGUGGAGGGUUGAGUGCCAAUAAGGCUGCUGGGCAAGAAGAAGAGGGCAACACUGCACCAUUUCCCGAGAGGGUCCAAGUAGGAGGAUCACCUGUGUAUAAGGUUGAGAGAAAGCUAGGUAAAGGUGGAUUUGGCCAGGUGUUUGUUGGCCGCCGUGUAACUGGUGGGAAUGACCGUACAUCUGGUCCCGGUGCCACUGAGGUAGCCCUGAAGUUUGAGCAUAGAAACAGCAAAGGUUGUAACUAUGGUCCUCCUUAUGAGUGGCAAGUGUACAACACUCUUGGUGGCAGUCAUGGAGUCCCAAAAGUACAUUACAAAGGGAGGCAAGGAGAUUACUACGUUAUGGUUAUGGACAUGCUUGGUCCUAGCUUAUGGGAUGUAUGGAAUACUUCAGGACAGGCUAUGUCCUCUGAAAUGGUAGCUUGUAUUGCAGUUGAGUCUCUAUCAAUUCUUGAGAAGAUGCACUCAAGAGGUUACGUGCAUGGAGAUGUUAAGCCAGAAAAUUUUUUGCUUGGUCAGCCAUCUACACCACAAGAGAAAAAGUUGUUUCUGGUGGACCUUGGAUUAGCAACAAAGUGGAGAGAUAGUGGCAAUGGUCAGCAUGUUGACUAUGAUCAGCGACCUGAUAUGUUCAGGUGAUUUGGAACUGUUCGAUAUGCUAGUGUCCAUGCGCACUUGGGAAGAACCGCUAGCAGAAGGGAUGACCUUGAAUCUCUUGCAUAUACUCUCAUCUUCCUCCAUCGGGGUAGAUUGCCUUGGCAGGGGUAUCAGGGUGAUAACAAAUCUUUCCUAGUUUGCAAAAAGAAGAUGGCAACUUCUCCUGAUAUGCUGUGCUGCUUCUGCCCUCCUGCUCUGAAACAAUUUCUUGAGAUUGUGGUGAACAUGAAAUUUGAUGAAGAACCCAACUAUCCCAAGUUAAUAUCUUUGUUUCAGGAUUUGAUGGGACCAAAUCCAGCUGUUCGGCCAAUAAACACUGAGGGAGCUCAGAAGAUUAUAUAUCAAGUUGGGCAAAAACGAGGAAGGUUGAAUACUGAGGAAGAAGAUGAUGGACAGCCUAAGAAGAAGGUUCGUCUUGGAGUUCCUGCUACACAAUGGAUUUCAAUUUACAAUGCUAGGCUACCGAUGAAGCAGAGGUACCAUUAUAAUGUGGCUGAUGGAAGGUUGGCACAACAUGUGGAGAGAGGUAUAGCAGAUGGUUUGCUAAUAAGUUGUGUUGCAUCGUGUUCCAAUCUUUGGGCCCUCAUUAUGGAUGCUGGAACUGGUUUCACAAGCCAGGUUUAUGAAUUAUCUCCUUUCUUCUUACACAAGGAGUGGAUAAUGGAACAAUGGGAGAAAAACUACUACAUUAGUUCUAUUGCUGGUGCUAACAAUGGAAGCUCCCUUGUAGUUAUGUCUAAAGGCACCCAGUAUACUCAACAGUCUUACAAGGUAAGUGAUUCAUUCCCAUUUAAGUGGAUAAACAAGAAAUGGAGAGAAGGAUUUCAUGUGACCUCAAUGGCAACUGCUGGAAGCCGAUGGGGAGUAGUCAUGUCGCGCAAUGCAGGCUUCAGUGAACAGGUUGUCGAGCUUGAUUUUCUUUAUCCAAGCGAGGGCAUCCACAGGCGUUGGGAUGGUGGUUUUCGAAUUACAUCAACAGCUGCAACUGCAGAUCAAGCUGCUCUUAUCUUGAGCGUUCCUAGGCGCAGACUUGGGGAUGAGACUCAAGAAACUUUACGGACCUCCCAAUUUCCAAGCACUCAUGUUAAGGAAAAAUGGGCGAAGAAUCUCUACCUGGCAUGCUUGUGCUACGGGAGAACCGUGUCGUGAGAAGUUACACCGAGGAGGAAUUUUUGUGGUUUGAAGUUGAUUUCCUUCAUCCCCUUGUUUUUUUUUUUUACUUUUCUUUUCAUAAUUCCCCUCUGAUGUUUUUCGUCUGUAAAGUGUAAGAGGUUUAACCUGCAGCAGCAGAUAAUUGUACCUUAAUGUAUGAUGUAUAUUUUUAUUUUUAUC
Carica papaya (papaya) is the source of this 2734-nucleotide messenger RNA. The record is from RefSeq and is a predicted model, not a curated record. Lineage: Eukaryota; Viridiplantae; Streptophyta; Magnoliopsida; Brassicales; Caricaceae.